UCCCUUCUCUCUCGCUUUCUAUAUCAGUCUUAAGUAUUGGAACUCCCGCGCAAACAACUGAGAUUUUUAAUUUCGGAUAUCUCCUCGGAAUAAUAUUCUCUCCUUUAAAAAAAGAAAAGCCUAUGCUCGGAAUACGCUAACCUGGUGACGGAUAUUGCAAGGUUUUUUCGUUAUCCGCGAUCGUGUUUCUCUGCUUUUUUUCUUUCUCUUUUAUCUUCUUCUCUUAUCUCAAUUUUGUCUGGAAGGAAGUUUUUGGUGAGAAGAGUUACACAUCUUUAGAAGAUAAUGGCGCACAGGAUGUAUCGACCGAUCUUUAUCUUCUCCUUUUUAGUGACGAUCCUGGUUAUGCAUUGUCAAACGGUCCAUAGUUAUUCUGGUGGUAGAGGUGAGAAGACCUUGGUGAAUAAACUAAUGACUGAGUACGGCCACAAGGCUGCUAGACCUGUGCGUGAUGCUGCCAGACCUGUCUGGGUGUACUUCAGGUUUCUACCAUCACAGAUUAUCAAAUUCGAUGAGACGCAACAGCAAUUGACCAUCAUGGCUUACAUGAGGAUGAGCUGGAGAGACGAGUUUAUCACCUGGAAUCCGGAUGACUAUGAUGGUAUAGAGCUUCUCGCUCUCCGCCCAUCAGAUCUGUGGUUACCCGACAUUGCACUUUACCAAAGUUGUAGCAAGGAGUUCAUCAGCUACCAAGAGACGUAUGUCCUCUGUCUGUACAAUGGAACUUGUGACUGGCAUUUUCCCGCAAUCUUGACGAGCACCUGUAAAGUGGACGUUCGCUAUUUUCCCUUCGACAUACAGCUUUGUGAUCUCACAUUUGGAGCAUGGAGUGCUGACGUCACGAUGGUUGAAUUACACACCUUUGAAGUCCCCGAUGACACCUCAGACGAUAUAUUGCCAAAAACGGAGUUUGGACGCUCGAAUCGUUUACCGCCAUAAACCCGCCCGUUCUACGUCUGCUGCCCGCACAACUUUACGGAAAUUAAAUACACGCUCCGACUCCGAAGAGAGUCGGCUUUCUUCACCAAGGUGGUCGUCGUCCCGUCCGUUCUCCUCACCAUGUUGAUGGCUCUCACAUUCUGGUCUCAUCCAGACUCGGGUGAGAAGGUGACCUUAGCAAUUAGCAACCUCCUCGCCAUGAUACUCUUCCAGCAACUCGUCGCCGAUAGCAUGCCGCCCAUAGGGGACACCACGUCCGUGCUCGUUACUUUCUUCUUCAUCAUGAUUGCAUUGGGCUGUGGAGCUGUGGUAUGUGCAGUCAUCGUACUACGGAUCUACCAUAGUGGCGGUGAACGCCACAUGCCAACGUGGCUCAAAUUUAUCAUCAUAAAACGGUUACAGCGCAUGCGCAAGAGAAGACAUAGUCUACCAGAAGUCGUCACUGCCGCAGAAAAACAACCCAGGGACACAAAAUCUGCUUACAGCACGAUUAACGUGGAAGGUCCAAAUGGCAAAGGACCCCACAUGAUGCGCCAGACCAACUCUCAUUCUAACUCUCAUUCUAACUCUAACUCACAUGGUCACAACCAUGGUCAGGGCCACAAUCACGGCCACAACCAUGGCAGCGAUAGCGGUGGCGAGGAGGUACACGACAACGAGAACAGCCAGCUGUACGAGCCCAAGCUCAUUGACCACAAGCUUAAGAUGAAGUCGCGCUUCCAUCAACGCGACAACAAGAACAAGGAACUUAACGCCCUGCUCUGGAGGGAGUUCGCGCUCGCCCUCGACAAGGGACUGGGAAUCUUCGUGGCGAUGAUCAUCGUCGGUGAAUGUCUCUAUGUCAUGAUCAUCUUCAUCGCCAUGCCCAAUUGGGACAUCAUUAACAUGAACACCUAGGACUACAUCGGCAUCGAGUCUGUACGACGAUGAUGACGACAACGACGUCACUUGAGUAUUACCAUUUGAGAGACGAUAAACGCGCCAAUAACUCUAGGAAGAAUAGUCUUUGCAUGAUUGUCGAACACUGGAUACAUGGAAUCAUCAAUGUGUUGACCGACAGGAGAGGCUAAAUUCUACGAGAGAACAAUAAUUGUCUCAGAUAAUUAUGAUCCAUUCAAGAUCUCAUUGCAACUAAUAAGAAUUGAACUUUUGUAGCGAUAGAUGGCGCUUUUCCAAGUUGUGCGGUAGUGGUUCGUCAGUCACAUGUGCCGUAGGGGUAUACAAACAGGCAACCAUUCGCACUGUGAAGGAAGUGCAUAUAUACACUGUUGGUCAUAAU
Strongylocentrotus purpuratus (purple sea urchin) is the source of this 2218-nucleotide messenger RNA. RefSeq names its product neuronal acetylcholine receptor subunit alpha-10. Gene Ontology annotation, cellular component: membrane; synapse; neuron projection. Gene Ontology annotation, biological process: regulation of membrane potential; monoatomic ion transmembrane transport; chemical synaptic transmission. NCBI's taxonomy places the organism in Eukaryota, Metazoa, Echinodermata, Echinoidea, Camarodonta, Strongylocentrotidae. Gene Ontology annotation, molecular function: neurotransmitter receptor activity; transmembrane signaling receptor activity; extracellular ligand-gated monoatomic ion channel activity. The record is from RefSeq and is a predicted model, not a curated record.